Messenger RNA from Pseudomassariella vexata, 949 nucleotides. RefSeq lists its product as uncharacterized. Lineage: Eukaryota; Fungi; Ascomycota; Sordariomycetes; Amphisphaeriales; Pseudomassariaceae. Bases 188 to 943 code for a protein of 251 amino acids. The transcript has 3 exons. The record is from RefSeq and is a predicted model, not a curated record.
GCAUACUAGACUUAUCAGAUCCCGAGCCAUCUUUGUAAAACAGCAUCCUUAUACACACUCGUUAGGCUUCUCAAUCCUUGGCAAGAGGGUCACUGUUAUUGCACUACGCCCGACCAAAGUUCCACGCCAACAUUCCUGCAGUUUCCAUUUUUCUUGUCCAUCAUCCAAUUCAACCGUUAUUAUCAAGAUGGUCGCUGUCCAGUUCCUCUUGGGUGCGGCCCUUGCUGCUGCCAGAGUGUCCGCAUCUACAGACCAGUUGCAACUGUUUUCCCGUCUCCUCAAGCGCCAGGAACCCGGUACACCAGCUUACGACUGCCACAACAACUGCGGCCAAGCCAUUAUCGAAGCCCGCCAGAGUGAUGAUGUCUGUACUGACGACAUCUUCCUGACCGACUAUGCCAACUGCCUCCAGUGCUCGGGUCCAGACAACGAAAACAUCUGGCAGUACUACGGCACCACUUUGAAGACCGCUGCCGCCUCCUGCGGCCUGUCCACCACCCCCCUUUCCGGUGAGCAGGACGCCGUCGGUGAGGCUAUCAUCGCGGGGUCUACUUCGACUUCCACGACUGCCGCUGCUGAGACCACGACGACCACUGCUGCUGAGACCACGAGCACCGCCACCACUGAGACAACCGAAACAUCUACUGCCGGAUCUUCCACCGUGGAAUCCACUGCAAGCGCAACCGCGACGGCAACUUCGACUGUGGGUGAAACCUCUAUUACUGUCACUUCUGCCUCCAGCGCCCCGGUCGUUACUUCUGCUACGUACACUGGCACAUACUCUGUGACUGGAACAUACUCUGCCACUGGGACGGGCAAGUACACUGCCACUUCCACGUCUGGUGUCGUGCAGGUGACUGGUGCCGCUAACGCACUGUCCGGCAACACCCUGGGCGUUUUCGGCGCUGUGGUGUUUGGCGCUAUGUAUGCUGUUGCACAGUAAAUGGGG